AUGAGGGGCAAGUUCAAGAAGCCAGCUCUGAAGAAAGUGCGUAUGUCUGCUGAUGCUAUGCUCCAGGCUCUGCUCGGCUCCAAGCACAAGGUGACCAUGGAUCUGAGAUCCAACCUGAAACAAGUUAAGAAAGAUGAGAAGAAAGAGGUGAGUAUCUGUCCAUUAGGCUAACACAUUAUAUUAUAGAGAUAUCCCAUCGGGAGACAUUGUUCAUGUUGAAUGAACUUUAGGCCUUACAAUUCCACCGUUCAUUGUCUUCUCACCCUUUCUAUCAUCACAGGAUAAGGAUUUGCGUGACGUUGGUGACUGGCGUAAGAACAUUGAUGACAAGGCUGGCAUGGAUGGCAGGAAGAAGAUGUUUCAGGGAGAUUCUUAG
Molecule: messenger RNA, 376 nt
Organism: Coregonus sp. 'balchen'
Lineage: Eukaryota; Metazoa; Chordata; Actinopteri; Salmoniformes; Salmonidae
Source: the annotation of a GenBank genome assembly